ACGGUUUUCUGAGGGCUUCCUUGCUGGUGCCGCCUGGAGAGAUCUGGUUUAUGUGGACUUCACAGUUCUCCAGCAGAAAUCUUGAGAAGGACUGACCGGUUCAGAACCAUGGCCCUUGGUUCAGUGACAUUCAGGGAUGUGGCCAUAGACUUCUCACCGGAAGAAUGGGAAUUCCUGGACUCAGCUCAGAGGGACUUAUAUAGGGAUGUGAUGUGGGAGAAUUAUAGCCACUUCAUUUCACUAGGACCUUCCAUUUCUAAACCAGAUGUGACCUCAUUAUUGGAUGAAGGGAAGGAGCCCUGGAUGGUUGUGAGGGGAAGGACCAGAAGAGACUGCCCUGAUUUGGAGUCCAGUUACAGGAACAAUACUUUAUCUACAGAAAAGAAUAUUUAUGAAAUAUAUUCAUUCCAGUGGGAGGUAAUGGAAAGAAUUAAAAGCUAUUGCCUUCAGGACUCCAUUUUUAGAAAUGACUGGGAAUGCAAAAGUGAGAUUGAACGGCACACAGAACCACAGGAAGAAUAUUUGGAGCAAGGGAAAAUUACUUCUGAAAAAAUGACCACUUACAAAAAGCAUAAUUUUCUUGCUGAAUAUCAGAGAGUUCACAAUGGAGAAAAGUUAUAUGAAUGUAAGGAAUGUAGGAAGACCUUUAUUCGUCGCUCAACACUUAGUCAACACCUGAGAAUUCAUACUGGUGAGAAGCCUUAUAAAUGUAAGGAAUGUGGGCAGGCCUUUAGACAGCGCGCACACCUUAUUCGACAUCACAAACUUCAUACUGGUGAGAAACCCUAUGCAUGUAAGGAGUGUGGGAAGGCCUUUACAGUGCUCCAAGAACUUACUCAACAUCAGAGACUUCAUACUGGUGAAAAGCCCUAUGAAUGUAAGGAGUGUGGGAAGGCCUUCAGAGUGCAUCAGCAACUUGCCCGACAUCAGAGAAUUCACACUGGUGAGAAACCCUAUGAAUGUAAGGCAUGUGGGAAGACCUUCAGGCAGUGUACACACCUGACUCGACAUCAGAGACUUCAUACUGCUGAGAAGCUCUAUGAAUGUAAGGAAUGUGGAAAAGCCUUCGUUUGUAGUCCAGACCUUAGAGUCCAUCAAAAAAUUCAUUUUGGUGAAAAGCCCUAUGAAUGUAAGGAAUGUGGGAAGGCUUUUAGGAUAUGUCAGCAACUUACUGUUCAUCAGAGUAUUCAUACUGGUGAGAAACCCUAUGAAUGUAAGGAAUGUGGGAAGACUUUUAGAUUAAGACAACAGCUAGUUCGUCACCAACGAAUUCAUACUCGUGAGAAACCCUAUGAAUGUACGGAAUGUUGGAAGACCUUUAGUAGUUACUCACAACUUAUUUCACAUCAGAACAUUCAUAUUGGUGAGAGACCUUAUGAAUGCGAAGAAUGUGGGAAGGCCUUUAGACUGCUCUCGCAACUUACUCAGCACCAGAGUAUUCAUACUGGUGAGAAACCCUAUGAAUGUAAGGAAUGUAGAAAACCCUUUAGAUUGCUCUCUCAACUUACUCAACAUCAGAGUAUUCAUACUGGUGAGAAACCUUAUGAAUGUAAGGAAUGUGGUAAGGCUUUUAGACUUUAUUCAUUUCUUACUCAACACCAGAGAAUUCAUACAGGUGAGAAACCCUACAAAUGUAAGGAAUGUAAGAAGGCCUUUAGACAGCAUUCACACCUUACUCAACAUCAGAAAAUUCAUAAUGGAAUUUAGUACAAGAAAGUCUUGAAAUGUACAUUGUGUUACAGAAUAUCAGAACAUUCAUUUUGAGAAUUUUUUUCAUGCUCACAUCUAAGCAUAAGAAAUUUUAUACUACAGGGAAAAAAAUGUUGCUUUAAAAGCCUUCCUUCACCAGUCAAACUUUGUCUUUAGCAAAUGUAAGUCAGAGAAUAAUACAAUUAAUGUAAGGAAAUCGUUAGCUUUAUUUAUUUUUAUCUCCAUUUCACCACUUUAUUACCAGUGUGUUACUGGACAAGGUACUUAAACUUCUGUGCCUCAACUUGUUCAUUUGUAAAAUGGUGAUAAUAGCACCUAUGUACAUUAUUUACUGCUGUGUAAUAAAUUACCACAACUUAAUUAGUAGCUUAAAAUAAUACCUAUAUAUUAUUUCACAGUUUCAGUGGGUCACGACUCUGGGUAUAACUUAGUUCGGUCUUCUGCUCAGGGUCUCUCACAAAGCUAAAAUCAAGGUAUUAGCUGGGGCUGGGUCUCAUCUGAAGGCUCAGCUGGGGAAGGGGUCCACUUCCAACCUCAUAUGGUUGUUGGCUGAAUUUAUUUUCUUGAGGGCUGUUGCACUGAGUUCCUUAGUGUCUGACUGUUGGCUGAAAGCUUACUUCAGUUAUUUGCCACAUGAACCUCCUCAACAUGGCUACUUGCUUCAUCAACAUGUGCAAGCCAAGAAGGCAACACUCUGAUAGAAUCAGAAUUUAUAAUCUUGUGGAGUCUUAUCACUGAAGUAAUAUUUUAUCACUUUUGCUGUCUUCUACUGGCUAGAAGCAAAUUUCUAGGUUGCCCACACUCAAAGAGGAUUGUGCAAGAGUAUGAAUACCAGGAGGUAGGGACAACUGGGGCCAGUUCAGAGUCAGCCUGUGUGCACUGUGUAGUAGAAUUGUAAGGAUUAAAUAGUUAAUACGUAGAAAAGUAGCAGCCACAUAGCAUGUGUUCUGUAAAUAUUAUCUAUAAUUA
Messenger RNA from Molossus molossus (Pallas's mastiff bat), 2679 nucleotides. It is a transcript of the gene ZFP14, whose product is annotated as ZFP14 zinc finger protein. The coding region runs from base 109 to 1707 and encodes 532 amino acids. Gene Ontology annotation, biological process: negative regulation of transcription by RNA polymerase II. Gene Ontology annotation, molecular function: DNA-binding transcription repressor activity, RNA polymerase II-specific. The transcript is spliced from 5 exons. The record is from RefSeq and is a predicted model, not a curated record. Lineage: Eukaryota; Metazoa; Chordata; Mammalia; Chiroptera; Molossidae.